Aureococcus anophagefferens is the source of this 582-nucleotide messenger RNA. RefSeq lists its product as hypothetical. The transcript has 2 exons. The record is from RefSeq and is a predicted model, not a curated record. The annotation marks the transcript as partial. Gene Ontology annotation, molecular function: protein binding. Lineage: Eukaryota; Pelagophyceae; Pelagomonadales; Pelagomonadaceae.
GCAAAGGCGGCAAGGCUUUUCAAGCGCGCCGUGGAGCUCGAGAGCGUGGACGCAACAUUGAGACUUGGGCACAUGUACGAACAUGGAUACGGAGUCGAGCAGGACGCAAAGAAGGCGGACGAGCUGUAUCGCGUAGCCGCUGAUCGGGUUCCGGAAGCGAUCUACGUUUUGGGCUCGUUUUACAUGGUCGGUCGCUACGGCCUCCAGAAAAAUACGAAAAAGGCGGCCAAAAUCUUUAAACGUGCCGUGGAAUUGGGGAACGCAGACGCAAUGUCGACGCUUGGGGCUUUGUAUAAAGAAGGAAACGGUGUCAAGAUUGAUAAGAAGAAGGCGCUGCAACUCUGGUCCAUGGCCUCGGAUCGGGGCCACGCGUAUGCGCAAUUGAAUAUCGGAGUGCAGCUGCAUAUCAAUGGGAAAGUCGACGAGGCGUUCCGUCUCUUUGAGCUUAGCGCACGACAAGGCUUAGCCCCUGCCGAAUUUGAGCUCGGUCGCCGCUACGCCGCUGGAAUCGGCGUCGAACCAGACCCGAACAAAUGCGUGCACUGGCUCCGGCGGGCAGCCGCCAGGGGCGAACCCCGGGCC